Messenger RNA from Penicillium cinerascens, 1013 nucleotides. RefSeq names its product chitin synthase export chaperone. NCBI's taxonomy places the organism in Eukaryota, Fungi, Ascomycota, Eurotiomycetes, Eurotiales, Aspergillaceae. Gene Ontology annotation, cellular component: endoplasmic reticulum membrane. The transcript has 7 exons. The record is from RefSeq and is a predicted model, not a curated record. The coding region runs from base 129 to 1013 and encodes 294 amino acids. Gene Ontology annotation, biological process: protein folding.
CCGUCCCUAGCGAUCGUGUUCCUUCAAGCGCGGGUCAGGGGACUCUUCUAGACCCCAGUCCCCAGUCCUCCCAGCCUCACCCAACACAGCGCCCUCUCGCCCGGUCACCGCGACCGUAAUCGCACGCCAUGGGUUCGACACAAUUUGGCGAUUUUCACAACUUUUGUCGCGACUCGACACUGCCAGUCUGUAACCUCUUCGCGGUCAACCAGCCCCCGAACCAGGCCUUCGGCGGGUGCGCGCUCUACGGCAUUGAACUCUCCGGCGAUCGCUACCUCGCUAACUUAGGCUCGAUUCUACUGGCUUUCAUCGCGAUCCUGGUUUCGGCAGCUUUGAUAUGGAGGUCGGACAAAAAGCAUGCCGCCGUCGGGCGUCGUGAAAUGCAAUUGUUCCUGCUUGGUUACAUUGUUAUCGAGAUUUGUGAGAUUCUUACUGUCGGUGGGAUUCCGCUUCAUGAUGCGGUUCGAAAGGGUUUCUCGGCUGUUCAUUUGGCGGCAAUUACUGCGACGUGCUGGAUUCUGCUUAUGAACGCGUUUGUGGGCUUCCAGCUGCUUGACGAUGGUACGCCGGCCUCGAUCGGUUUGAUUUGUGCCUCUGCCGUUGUGCUCUUUAUCGGUACGGGCUAUAUUGCACUCGACACUGCGUUCGACUGGACUGGCCACUUCGAAUCUAGCCACUCGGGCCAGAACAGGAAUAUCGGACUCUACGUCCUGUACCAGCUCUUCCCGCUCGUCUGCUUGUUCCUGUUCUUCGUCCUCGAGUCCGUGCUGGUAUUGCGGGUUCUGGGCGAGUUCCGACCAAUGAUCUAUCUCACCGGCGCAACUCUGUUAUUCGCCAUUGGUCAGAUCUUCCAAUACGUGAUCAGCGUCCACCUGUGCGAAGCCUCUUCUCACAAGAUCAACGGAGCCUUGUUCGAGACCCUUUUCACUCUCCUCGCCGUCACCGGAAUCUGGACUUUCUGGAGUAGUAUCACAGAAGACGACUGGCCCUUGCCCACCGGUGGAUACAACUAA